Molecule: messenger RNA, 870 nt
Organism: Talaromyces stipitatus ATCC 10500
Lineage: Eukaryota; Fungi; Ascomycota; Eurotiomycetes; Eurotiales; Trichocomaceae
Exons: 2
Coding region: 108-713 (201 amino acids)
Source: RefSeq, a predicted model, not a curated record
UCUGACCCACUGAAUUUUAUAUCAACUCUAUAUUCAGAUUCAUACCUGUUCAGUCGCAUCGACUCUCCAACUCAUUCAACUAAUUCCAUCACGCAGUCUAAUUCAUCAUGGCGGACUCUAUUCUUGUCAAGACAGCACAAAUCUCAGCUAUCCUGACCGCCGCCGCCGCUUCCGGCGGUAUCCUCUCCCUCUCCAUCUUCACCAUUCCAGCCAUCGGCCUCAAGCAUAAAGAACCCAAAGCUCGCAUCACCACCAAUCGCAGCGCAAUAACUCUAGGAGCUCCCCUAUCCCACAUUGCGCAUCAAUGGCAGUUUACCUACGACCUUGGGAAGAAAGUCUUCCCAUCCAUGGCCGUGACAUCUAGUCUUUUAUACUCCUACGUCGCGUAUGCACUUCACAGUGACCGCUUCGGAAGGCGUCACGGCGGCUGGGUGUUUUAUCUUGUUGCUGCCGGGUUAAAUGUCAUGAUUGCUCCGUUUACGCUCCUCGCAAUUGCGCCUGUUAAUAAUGCUAUUGCGCCGUAUACGAAGGGCGAACAUGAUCUUCCCGCUGUUGAAGCUGCGAAACAAGGGGGAGAAGUGAAAUUUGAGAAAGCCGAGAGGGAACUCGUGGGCCAUCUGGAGAAGUGGUCGUUUCUUAAUUUGAUUAGAGGCGUUUUUCCGUUGGCCGGUGCCGGGGUGGGUGCUGCUGUUAGUUUUGGAUUGUUGUCUUGAUCUUCGUUCUUCGACUUCUUUGUCCUCUUUUGCUGGUCAAGAGACUGUGGAGUUGAUUGUCUGUUUGGAUUUUGAUUAGGGUACCUCUCCGCUUUAUGCUCUCUACUCGAUAUGUUGUAAUUUGAGAUAUGCUGCUGAUAAUUUCUAAUUACUCACA